This is a messenger RNA of Exserohilum turcica Et28A, 1623 nucleotides long. RefSeq lists its product as uncharacterized. Bases 108 to 1508 code for a protein of 466 amino acids. The record is from RefSeq and is a predicted model, not a curated record. Gene Ontology annotation, cellular component: cytoplasm. Gene Ontology annotation, molecular function: Rab GDP-dissociation inhibitor activity. Gene Ontology annotation, biological process: protein transport; small GTPase-mediated signal transduction; vesicle-mediated transport. Lineage: Eukaryota; Fungi; Ascomycota; Dothideomycetes; Pleosporales; Pleosporaceae. The transcript is spliced from 8 exons.
ACAUCCAUCUCACCGCCCCAAGUCGACCUACCCACGCGCUUUCUAGCGGACAUCUUCCACUGCAGACUACAAACACCCCUUUUUUUCCACAACCCCAUCAUACAGCCAUGGAAGACAUCGCGCCCGAGUACGACGUCGUGGUCCUGGGAACAGGUCUCACCGAAUGUGUGCUUUCAGGUGUUCUUAGCGUCAAGGGCAAGAAGGUGCUCCACAUUGAUCGCAAUGACCACUAUGGAGGGGAGGCCGCAUCACUGAACAUCGAGGCACUCUUCAAGAGAUAUGGCCAGACCGAGGGCGAGCCGUGGAAGAAGUAUGGCCGCGUCAACGACUGGAACAUCGACCUCGUCCCCAAGCUCCUCAUGGCCAACGGCGAACUCACCAACAUCCUCGUGUCGACCGACGUUACCAAAUACCUCGACUUCAAGCAGAUUGCAGGCAGCUAUGUGCAGCAGGGCAACGGAGCCAAGGCAACGGUUGCCAAGGUGCCGUCAGAUGCCGGUGAGGCUCUUCGAUCGCCCCUCAUGGGUCUGUUCGAGAAGCGCCGUGCAAGGAACUUCCUGGAAUGGGUUGGUGCAUACAAGGAGGAUGACCCAGCUACACACAAGGGCAUCGACCUCAAGAACAGCACCAUGAAGGACAUCUACGACAAGUUCGGGCUCGAGGCCACUACCCGCGACUUUGUCGGCCACUCGAUGGCUCUGUACCCGACCGACGACUACAUCACUGAGACGGGUAAGGCAGAAGAUGCCAUCCAGCGCAUCAGGCUAUACGUCAACUCGAUGGCACGAUACGGAAAGUCACCCUACAUCUACCCCCUCUACGGACUCGGAGAGCUUCCCCAGGGCUUUGCUCGUCUCUCUGCCAUUUAUGGUGGUACCUACAUGCUCAACACCGACGUCGACGAGUUCAUUUACGAUGGCGGCAAGGUUGUUGGCAUCAAGGCCACCAUGAAGGAAAAGGACGUUCCCGGCGACGGCAUGAAGUUCGAGACCAAGGCGGGCAAGAUUCUCGCUGACCCGUCGUACUUCCCUGACAAGGUCCGCGUUACCGGACACCUGCUCAAGGCUAUUUGCAUUCUCAACCACCCUGUGCCCAACACAUCGGAUGCCGACUCUCUGCAACUGAUCAUCCCCCAGUCUCAAGUUGGACGCAAGCACGACAUCUACGUUGCCGUCGUUUCGUCUGCACACAACGUUUGCCCCAAGGGAUACUACAUUGCCAUCGUCUCCACGAUUGCCGAAGGCGACAGCAACCACCACCUCGAGCUCCAGCCUGGUCUCGACCGCCUGGGCGCGAUUGAGGAGAAGUUCAUGGGCCCAGCUAUCCCACUCUACGAGCCAAUUGAGAGCGGCGCCAACGACAACAUCUACUUGUCAAAGAGCUACGACGCCACGAGCCAUUUCGAGACAACAACCGACGACAUCAAGGACAUCUACCAGCGCGCAGAGGGCCACGAACUGGUUGUUGAAGGCCUGAGGGAUGGCGCGAACUUCAACGUUGAGGAAUAGACGGUUCGGACACAACAGGUAGCGGAUGGUACGAGCAGCAAUGGGUCGUUUUGGUAGAUCAUUUGGGUGCUUGUAGGGGUGGGACUUGAUAGCAAUGAUAUGCAUUCAUAAUAAC